This is a messenger RNA of Synchiropus splendidus (mandarinfish), 3791 nucleotides long. RefSeq names its product adenylate kinase 7-like. Gene Ontology annotation, molecular function: ATP binding; AMP kinase activity. Gene Ontology annotation, biological process: nucleobase-containing compound metabolic process. The coding region runs from base 58 to 2211 and encodes 717 amino acids. The transcript has 18 exons. Lineage: Eukaryota; Metazoa; Chordata; Actinopteri; Syngnathiformes; Callionymidae. The record is from RefSeq and is a predicted model, not a curated record. Gene Ontology annotation, cellular component: cytoplasm.
GCCUCGUGCCCGCGCCGAGGCAAGACUCUGCCGUCUCCAUGACAGCGAGAUUCAAACAUGUCGGAAAAGAAGCUGGGAGAUGUCGGGAAGUCACAGAAACGAGUCUUCAUAAACAAGGCAGAGUCAUACUCGUCUAGAUACAUCUCUAAGUUUCUGUCGGAGCUUGCAAUCGGAGACAAUCCUGACUCAAGUGGAGAGGAGGAAAGAGAGAAGAAGAAACAAGAAGGAGAGAAGGACCAAAGGAUCUUUGGCCACAAUGGAGCAGCAGCUUUUCAUAUGUGUGGGACAGUGGGGGCCCAGUCAGAGGAGAUCACCUGGCUGACGGAGCAGUACUUUCAACCGAGCAAGGAGCAGCUUCUUCUGAAUCUGAUGAAAUGUGACGUCAUCAUAUACAAUAUCAGUCAGCAUUGCCAGGAGGUGGAUGAGGCUUCCUGGGCUCUUCAGGCUCUUCAUCACAACAUGGCUGACUUCAGCAGACCCAAGAAGUACAUUCUGGUGUCUACAGUGAUGACCUGGGCCAAGAGCAAACCAGACACACAUGAUGAAGAGGAGCUUCCUUUCACUGAUGCCAAUUAUCGGACAAGAAGAGCGCACCCUGCCUUCCGAAAACACAUUGAUCUGGAGAAGAAGGUGGUGAAAAUGGGCAAAACAAACAAAAACAUGUUUUCAACUUGUGUUGUGGCGUCGGGUCUUCAGUAUGGAAUGGGGGAGCAGAUCUUCAAUAUCUUCUUCAAGAUGUCAUGGCUGGGAGUAAAAGAAAUUCCUGUCUUCGGUGAAGGAAAAAAUAUAGUGCCCACGAUCCACAUCAAUUCCCUGGCAAGUGUGAUCCAUAACCUGAUUGAUUGUCAAGCACAAACUUACUAUUUACUAGCAGUGGACUCAGCCAACAACACCAUGGAGGAGAUCGUGAAGGCCGUUGCAUCUACUCUGGGACCUGGGAACAUCACCCAAAAGCCCUUUGAGGACAUUUACCUGCACCAAGACUUGACUAUGAUGGAAAUUGACUCCCUGAGUGUCAGCCUACAUAUGGAGGCUGUACAUGUCCGAGAAUUGCUCACCGGUGUCCAGUGGGUGUGUGAGUCUGGUCUGGUGGAGAACAUGGAGUUAGUGGUGGAGGAAUAUCGACAGACCAGAGGGCUGCUGCCCAUCUGUGUGUGCGUUAUUGGUCCUCCUGUAGUAGGGAAAAGCUCUAUGUCCCAGCAGAUUUGCGACAGCUACAGACUACAUCAUGUGACAGUUACGGAGACCAUCUCUGAAACACUUGCUCACCUGGAGGAUGUGGUGCAAAAUCCUGACUCAGAUGAUGAUGAUGCCACUCUGGAGGAAAGGAAGCUUCUAAAUGACUUGAAGGAAGAUAUGCAGCAGAAUGGAGGGUUCUUGAGCGACAAUCUUUUGGUCAGGGUGAUGAGGGACAAACUGAAAUCCCAUCCUUGCAAGAACCAGGGUUGUGUUCUGGAUGGUUUCCCGAUGACAUACCAACUAGCCAAGGAGACUUUUGUUGCUGAAGACAACGAGUCUGGGGAUGAAGCCAUACCCACUUUUACACAUGACAGGAUUCCAUUGCCAGAGCUAGUGUUGGUCCUGGAUGCUCCAGACGCUUUGCUGAGGGAUCGUGUGAUCAACCUGUCUGAGAAGGUGGCACAAGAACGCAACUAUCAGGAGGAGACCUUCUGUCAACGUUUGACCAAGUACAGACAGAACAACAUGGCGGCAGAAACUGUAGUCAACUACUUCGAAGAGCUGGCGGUCCCAACUCUCCAUAUGACGAUCAGCAGCAGCAGCUGUGAAACAGAUCAUUGCCUCCUCAUGCAGAAGGUCUUUGAGAAAGUGGGUGAACCCAGACAUUGUGGCCUCACCAGUCAAGAGGUGGAGGCCGAGGACAUGAGACAGACGGAGGAGAGGAUCAGGAGAGAGCGUCAGCGUAGCGCGGAGGAGGACCAGAAGGAGGCUGAGGAGACCAGUCGUAGAGCUUCAAACUGGGAACAGUGGGCUACUGCCUUGAAGAAUGUCAAACAACAGGAGGAUGAGCUGCUGGAGGAGGAAUCUAUCCCACUGAAGAACUACCUGAUGCAACAUGUCAUGCCAACAUUGAGUCAAGGUUUGAUGGAGUGCUGUUCCAUUCAGCCUCAUGACCCAAUAGACUUCCUGGCGGAGUACUUGAUGAAGAAUAACCCAGCGACCGUCGGACCAACGCUUGGAAAUGAAAACUGACAUGAAGGAAAACCCUCUCAGAAAAACAAGCUUGCGGAUGAAUGAGAUGAAUGUGCCACCCACCUGACUGACCCUCGAAAUACAUUCUAUCUGUCCACAACCUCACAUCAACUGGACACAAUUAAAGGAAAAUAUGAAUUAAUAGUCAUGAAAAAAAACUGGGCGAUUUUAAAGUUUGGUCGAUGAGCUUCUUCGUCACCAAUUCCUCCUCCUUUAUUCUGAUGAUAUCUUCCCUUGAGUGAGAUGAGUUUCUCCACUGACAUUUUCAUGUCCUUUACUUUGUGUUUUGUGACACUUUCCCACUAUUCAUUUUAGUUUUCCAUUUUUUAUUUAAUAGUGAGUCCAUUUUAAAAAUGUUAUUCACAAGGGAAUAAGUUGUCAUUGUCACUCGUAAUAUGCAAUGUUGGAUCGUUCCAUUUCAGAGAGACAACUUACUGGGAGAUAUGUUUGAAUGAGGUCAAUUUUUAAUCUGGACUAAUCGCACUAAAGCCAUAGUUAAGUCACAGUUAAUUGUGUUGAGCACAUUUUGUAUAUGCCGUAAAUGUAACUUGACAGAAGAUGUAAUCAACGCAGGAGUGACCAAUCUUCUUCAUGCAAACAUUUGUUACAAGCAGAUGCUGUCAACAAUAUUCUGUAGAAUUACCUCAGAGGCACUGAAGACAACAUAGUUGAGCAUAGAGAUCGGCAGAGGUGGCAGUGUUAAGGGCCGACACCAUUUCACACCGACAAAAAUGAUAGAAUCCAUUGUAUUUCCUUGUCUAAAGUGUUCGUUCAUAACGAUCGCAAAUGAACUGCUUGAAUUCGACUGCUUUUGCCAACAAAGUGCAGAGUUGGAACCUUCAUUGCCGAUGGUGGAUGCCUCUCUGUGUAAAAACUAAAUGAGACAUAACAUACUCCGUGGACAACAGAGUUCACAGCCACAGGAGAAGAAGCAUCUAGCGUGACUUUAAAACUCUGUCUGACAAUCAACAGACGUUUUUAUUUUCCACUAACACAGAGGGUUAUCCAAAACGCACUGAUGAAGAAGCAGAUGGUCAAACAUGGGCGCAUUAUUGCGUCUGAAAAAUAUUAGUGUUGUUAAGGUUAUCUGAUUGAUUUCAGAUUGGUUGGAAAAUAGGCGCAGCAGGGACAAUUACUGCUCUGUUUUGUGUACGAGAGAGGUGCGUCAUCCCGAACCUCACCUGUGGUCAUGAUCUGUGGGUCAUGACCAAAAAGAAUGAGAUCCCAGAUACAAGUGGCUGAAAUGAGUUUUCACCAGUGGAGUCUCCCUUAGGGAUAGGAUUAGAGGUUCUGUCACUCAGGAGACACUCAGAGUAAAGUUGCUGCUUCUCCGCGUUGAGGCGGGUCAGUUGAGGUGGUCCAGCCAUCUCAUGAGGAGGCCCCUGGGUUUCGGGCACGGCCACCUGGAGAGAGGCCGAGGGGUCGACCCAGGACCAGGUGAAGGGAUUAUAUCUCUUCACUGGCCUGGGAGUGUCUCGGGGGCCCCCUGUCGGACCUGGUGGAUGUUGCCCGGGACAAGAAUGUUUGGCAUGACCUUUUGAACCUGGCAUAAGCGAAUGAGGAUGGAUGGAGAUUUACUA